CAAACACGUGAACAAGUAUCCCUGACUUUUCGAGAUGUGGAAGAAUCAUUAGAAAAGUUCAGUGGUGAUGAAAAACUAAGCGUCACUCGGUGGUUGGAUGAUUUCGAGGAGAUGGCAGAAUUGUGUCAGUGGGUUGAUGUUCAGAAGGUGGCUUAUGCAAAACGUCUUCUCACUGGUUCAGCCAAGCUCUUCGUCCGAUACGAAAAAUGCGGUAAGACUUGGAAAAGUCUAAAAUCCGCGCUAAAAAGCGAGUUUGAGGAAGUGGUGGAUAGCUACAAGGUUCACCGCGAGUUAUCCAGGCGAAAUAAAAGGAACGACGAAACGUAUCAAGAGUAUACGUAUAAGAUGCUCGAGAUAGCCAGCCAAGCGGAUCUGGAACCUCGAACCGUAAUAAAGUACAUAAUAGAGGGAAUACCAGAAGACCCAGUUGAGAAAUCUAUUUUAUAUGGAGCGAAAACUAUCCGACAACUGAAGGAAAGGUUUUCUCAAUUUGAAGAUAUGAAGAGCGAGAUGAAGUCCCACAGGAAGAUCCAGGACAAGAAAGAAGACACCAUAAAACGCGUUUCCACAGGGGAGAAAAGCAGGCUAGGACUUCAAAGCGUAUCGAAUGUGAAACGGUGUCAUAUGUGUGGUGACAAAGGUCAUUUUAAAUCGGAGUGCCCGAAUAAACAAAAAGGAUUAAAGUGCUUUAAGUGUAAUGAGUACGGGCACAUUGCGAUUAAGUGCGGUAGUUCGGUACCAAAACCCACAAACACCCAGAAGACCAACAGCAUUUCAAGGAAUCACACCACGAAGCAUACAAAGGAAAUCACCAUAACGGACGUCAAACUCACUGCGCUCAUCGACACAGUCGUAGAUGCUUUUUCAAAGUUUGUAUGGUUAUAUACGACACGCUCUACCGAUACGGCCGAAGUACUAGACAAAUUAAGAAAGCAGGCAGUAAUCUUUGGAAAUCCACGCAGAAUUAUUACCGAUCGAGGCACGGCAUUUACUUCAACUGCAUUUCUGGAGUAUUGCAAAGAAGAAAAUAUUGAAAAUGUACAAAUCACAACAGGCGUUCCAAGAAGUAAUGGUCAAGUCGAACGGGUUAACAGGACGAUUAUACCAUUAUUAACGAAAUUAGCAGCACCAAGGGCCGACGAGUGGUAUAAGUACCUCACCAUUGUCCAGCAAUACCUGAAUGCAACUCCCAGUCGUAGCACUGGUAAGACACCAUUUAAUUUACUGUUUGGUACACACAUGCGAUUAAAAGACGACCCAGAAGUUCGAAAGAUAAUCGAGGAUGAAUGGAUCAAGAUGUUUGAAGAGCAACGAGAUCAAUUAAGGGUUGAAGCGAAGACUAAAAUUGCACAAGUCCAGGAGGAAAAUCGGCGAAGUUUCAAUAAAAAACGCAAGAAGGCCAUCACGUAUAAAGAAGGUGAUUUAGUGGCAAUAAAAAGGACUCAGUUUGGCCCUGGUCUGAAAGUACAGCCAAAAUAUUUCGGACCAUACCAGAUUAUAAGGGUAUUGCGUAAUGACCGUUACAUUGUUGAAAAGAUUGGUUACCACGAAGGCCCAAGGCAAACGUCAGCAUCAGCUGAUCAUAUAAAACCCUGGUCCCAAGAUAAUGAAGAUGAUGUACAAGAUAAAGCAGUGGGUCGUGAAUUGUAUGACAGCGACGAUUCCGACGUCAACGAGGACAUCUGAGGGCAGAUGUCUCACAGGAUGGCCGAAUGUGGUAUCGGAAGCGUGUAGGAUUAAUUAAUAAAGUCAAGUUAGGUAUUAAUAGAAAAUAAGAUAUUACUUAAAAUGUUAUGAAUAAAGACAGCGAAUGCUCGAACAACGAUUUAUAGUUUUAUGGUACUCUACCCAUGGGGGUAGCAGGUAGCGCGUUUGGAAGUUGGUGAUUGAUGUUAAGGGAGUCGUUGUUCAGAUUGAAAAGAAGAAGGUUGUUCGAGGAUCGCGUAUGUUUUCUUGUAAAUAUCAGCUCUGUAUAUACUUGUAAAUAAAUAAGAAAAAAGGACACUACGAUUUUGAGUAAC
Messenger RNA from Agrilus planipennis (emerald ash borer), 2021 nucleotides. RefSeq lists its product as uncharacterized. The transcript has 2 exons. Gene Ontology annotation, molecular function: nucleic acid binding; zinc ion binding. Gene Ontology annotation, biological process: DNA integration. The record is from RefSeq and is a predicted model, not a curated record. NCBI's taxonomy places the organism in Eukaryota, Metazoa, Arthropoda, Insecta, Coleoptera, Buprestidae. The coding region runs from base 112 to 1686 and encodes 524 amino acids.